CGUAUUUUUCGGAUACUAAUAACUAAUUUUAAGAUACUUUACUGAUUUUUCCCAACACUUUUGACUUUCAACUUUUUAUUCUGAUUGUUAACUGGUGAUUACAGUGGUAAAUUAUUCCAGCAUAUUGGGGGACAUCAUUCCGGUAAUAAUACCUCACCCCGAGAAUGGUGAUCAUCGAGAACUCGUCCAUGGCGUUCAAACUGCUGAACGGUGUCUUCUGCAUCUACAAACCCUCGGAUCUCCAUCAUCGUAUCCUGCGCUGGGCUCUGCGCACCAAUCUCUGCCGCGAUCUAAACGAGCUGCCCCGUGCCAGCGCCCAGUCCCUGGUGAAGAUCGAGCCUCCGGAUGAGAACUCCAGUGAGUACCGUGUCACCACGGUCCCCGACAUUCGCGACCAUCCCCUGCUGCUGGGACCGGCCUUCGAGAAGACCGACUUCAACAUCCGCAUCGCCCAUUUUGGGGUGACGGAGAUGGCGGGGGUGACGGUGUGCGGGGUGGGGGCGCGGGGGGUGGGCGCCCUGCGGAGCAUGUCCCAUCGCAAUCCCGUAUGCACGUACCACAUCCAGGGUAAAUUCGGCCUGCGCACCACCAACUACCUGCAGACGGGCCGCGUCCUGGAGCGGACGACCUUCAGUCAUGUGACGCGCGGCCGGCUGGAGCGCUUCUUGACCUUUUACCAAGGCCAGUUCCAGCGGCACAUCCAGUCAUCCUACGGCGUCGAUCCGCGCAGUCAGACCGCCUAUGAACUGCGCGCCCGCGGCCUGGUGCGCCCGCGCGACGACUCCCUGCAGCUCAUCUACCGGCUCAAACUGGUGGACUUCCAGCCGCCCUACUUCACCGUGGAGGUGCACUGCAUCAACGAGACUGACACGUUUUUAAUGAAGAUGAUCAACGACAUCGCCGAAGACUGCAAGUGCAGCGCCGUGGUGACGCGGCUGCGGCGCAUCCGCUGCGGUAAUUUCACCCUGGAGCACGCCCUGGUCCGCAGCGACUGGACCGCCGCCGGCAUCAUCACCAACAUCCAGGAGUGCGCCGUGGCCGCCGACCGCGAGAUGGCCCUGCUGGAUGAACCCUUCCUGCAGCGCAUCCCGGCCGAGACGCUGGAGGAACGCGAACGGAUUCCCAAUGUGCUGCGACUGGUGCGCGAAUGAAAACGACUGUGAUGCGACCGCUUUCUCGCUUAUUUGUCGGCUUAUUAUUUUGGUUUUCGGCCUGAGAAUAUGCUGAUUUUGUUCGGGUUACAAAUGACGGUUGUUCGUUGCGGGAUGUUGGAGAAAUUUAUUUAUUCUGUAAGAAUAUCCAUGGAAAAAAUGGAGGAAUAUAGACGCGAUUAAUUCAAAGAAAAAAACGGAAAAAAAUAGGCCCAGGAAAAUUAGAAAGAAACCAUAAGCUACAGCAACUGUAUCUUUAUAUGUGUUUUUUAUAGUGAAUUAUAUGGAGUUAUUUUGUUCGGCU
This is a messenger RNA of Paramacrobiotus metropolitanus, 1455 nucleotides long. Its product is annotated as pseudouridylate synthase TRUB2, mitochondrial-like. The record is from RefSeq and is a predicted model, not a curated record. The transcript has 4 exons. Gene Ontology annotation, biological process: pseudouridine synthesis; RNA processing. Bases 165 to 1151 code for a protein of 328 amino acids. Gene Ontology annotation, molecular function: RNA binding; pseudouridine synthase activity. NCBI's taxonomy places the organism in Eukaryota, Metazoa, Tardigrada, Eutardigrada, Parachela, Macrobiotidae.